AUGGAUCCAAUAUCGCGUAGUUCGCUCAAAACCGUAAGAGGAAUUGAUCCGAUCAUCGUGGAUUCACGCAGUGGACUGGUCACUCGCGGGAAUGCUGAAAAUUUGCCGUUUGCUGACAAAUCGUUCGACAUUAUCCUGAACAUUGAGAGCAGUCAUUUAUAUGUGAGCUGUCAGCAGUUCUUCCGUGAAUGUUCCCGGGUGCUCAGUGAACACGGUUUUCUAUGCUGGGCUGAUAUUCACUAUACUCAUAAGCUGAAUUUAACGCUGAAUGAAGCGGAGCAAUCCGGUCUGCGGCUAAUCCAGCUGGAAGACAUUACGGAACAAGUGCUGCAAGGCAUUGCAGUAACAUCGGCAAGAUACGAUGCGAUGCUCCAAACUGCCCCGUAUUUCAUUCGUUUGUUUCGAAACUCCAUACGUGCAACAUACUGUGCGCCUGGGACAGAAAGUUAUCGGCGUUUAAUGAAACGCGAAAAGAUCUACAUUUGCGCUUGCUGGACAAAUCGCUGA
Messenger RNA from Gongylonema pulchrum, 507 nucleotides. NCBI's taxonomy places the organism in Eukaryota, Metazoa, Nematoda, Chromadorea, Rhabditida, Gongylonematidae. The record is from the annotation of a GenBank genome assembly.